Drepanopeziza brunnea f. sp. 'multigermtubi' MB_m1 is the source of this 1725-nucleotide messenger RNA. RefSeq lists its product as uncharacterized. Lineage: Eukaryota; Fungi; Ascomycota; Leotiomycetes; Helotiales; Drepanopezizaceae. The record is from RefSeq and is a predicted model, not a curated record.
AUGUCCGCAGACCUGCUCGCCGAGUUCGAUAGCUUUUAUACUCCCCCUACAGACAAGAAGGUUGCAGCUGUACCUGCAUCGAACGACCUCUCCUUCUUGAGCAACCCGGGGCAGUCGGGAACGCCGGGAUAUGCAGAAGGUACACAAGCCCCAGCGAAGGCGUCGGGAGGAGACAUAUGGGGAGACAUGAGCGACAUCCAAACAAGUGCUCCUGCAUCAGAUUCAACGGCCAUACAAGAGGAUUUAUGGGGUUCUUGGGAAGCCUCCGCCUCUGACAAGCCUCAGGCACCGGCACAGGUCAAUGUCACUGCCAAAAAGGAACGGUGGCUUGGAGGACUGAAGACACCAGCUGCACAAGCUAUCGCUCAGAGGGGGCAUACGAGAGCUCGAAGUUCUACGAUUGACCUGUUUGCCAACAAUAUGCAAGAACUUCCGAGUCUUGUGGAAACUAAAAAGCCCGUCCCCGGUCGGCAACCUUCGUCUGGAGAUGUUCUUUUUGACGCGGACGAAGCUUCUGCAGAGGCGGACGACGACGACGAGUUUGGGGAGUUCGAGACGGUGGCAGUUCCCGAGGCACCACCGGCACAACUUCCCUCUCGUUCCCUUGAGCAGAUUUUUGGUACGAUUAGCUUGACGGCAAAACCACCGAUGGAACACGCGGGCGUGUUGGUUAGCUCAAAUGGUCUCCCCCCAGGUGGCUUGCCAUAUUCUCAAGCCCCAGAAAAAUCUUCGUUUCGAGAGCGAGAUCGUUUUGGUGACUUACCAGCUAUAGCAACAGUAACUAAAAAACCCUCUUCUGUAAAGAAUAUUUCAGCUCCCGACUCUGCUGCCUCCCCAGUCACUCCUUGGCCGGAGCAUGAAAGCCCCAAACCACAUCCAUACUUGGAUUCACCUGCACCGAAUCCACUGGAUGAUGACCAGUUGGGCAAGUUCACAGACCUACCUGCAGACACACCGGCUAUAAAUUUCCCCAGAACAGCACCAGUCAUUGAAGCAGACGUCUGGAAAUGGGAUAACGCAAACGGCAUCCUGUCACCAGCAAAAGAGCCAGCACCCCCCGUAAACGAAGCACCACCAACCAACAUCCCACCUCCCUCAGUCAUAUUAGCCCUCUUCCCACAUCUCUUCGACCUUCCCCAAAGCUCCCUCUUCAAAGCAGUGGCCAAUCAGCCCUUCUCCCUCAAGAACCGCAUCCUCUCCAACCCCGCCACUAUCGACUUCCUGCGCGCCUAUCUCCUGAUCGCUACAGUAGCCGCCCGCAUCAUCGCGGGGCGUAAGCUUCGCUGGAAACGUGACACGCGGCUCUCUCAAGCGAUGAAAAUCGGGCCAGCGGCUGCGGGAGGUAAAGGCGGGAUGAAGUUGGCGGGUGUCGAUAAAACCGAACUGGUGCGUGAGGAGCGGGAAGCAGCUGAUCUUGUGCGAGUGUGGAAAGAGCAUCUGGGACGGUUGAAGAGUGCGGUUGCGGUAGCGAACACGAGUUUAAAGGACGUGAAGCUACAUCUGGCUAUUCCCGAGAUUUCGGAGGUGAUGCUUGUGAAGUGCCAGGAGGGGGCUCUGACAGCUCCGAAGUGUUGUUUGAUUUGUGGCUUGAGGAGGGAGGAGCGGGUGGCGAAGGUGGACGAGACUGUCGAGGAUAGUUUUGGGGAGUGGUGGGUUGAACAUUGGGGACAUCGGGCUUGCAAGAAUUUCUGGCAGGAGCAUGAGGGGAAACUGAAGGCUGGAUGA